UUAUUUUCCACUUUUAAUUUCAUAUCUGGUUGAAUUUCUCAAGGUUUUCCGGUAAGAUCUGAUGUGUAGCCUCGUCAAACCUGAGAGGGAUCAACGAUGACCAAAGAAGGGAAUGGAAAGGCCGUAGAGGGGGAUUUUGUUUGGUAAUUAAAGAAAAAUUAAAAGGUGGUUCAUUGCUGUUCUUCUCAGGGAGGCUUGUCUUUCCCCAAAUACCCUAUUCAUCUAAUCUGAAUUGUGGUGUUUGGGGUUAUGUAGUAUUCGAUACCAGUCACAGUCGCCGAUUUUCAAUGAAGUUCGUGGUUUCGUUGGAUAAAUAGCAACAUUAGGUAGAAGAAAAAUAAAAUUGAAGAAAAUGGAGGCCCGACCGUGCAAGGGGUCCGAAUAUAUUGAAUCUGCUGAGAAAGAUGAGUCACUGAUGGAGCUAGGAUUUGGGGAUUUUGGGUGCACGCAUUACAGAAGGCGAUGCAAGAUUAGAGCCCCUUGUUGCAACGAGAUCUUCGAUUGCAGGCAUUGCCACAACGAAGCAAAGAACUCAAUCGAUGUUGAUCCACUUGAUAGGCAUGAAAUUCCUCGCCAUGAAGUUAAAAAGGUCAUAUGUUCAUUGUGUGGCACAGAACAAGAUGUUCAACAAAAAUGCAUCAACUGUGGGGUUUGCAUGGGGAAGUACUUCUGUGAGAAAUGCAAGUUCUUUGAUGAUGAUGUCUCGAAGCACCAAUAUCACUGUGAAGAAUGUGGGAUCUGCAGAACUGGGGGACAGGAAAACUUUUUCCACUGCAGUAAAUGUGGAUGCUGUUAUUCAAUAUUGUUGAAGGAUUCACACCGUUGUGUUGAGAGAGCAAUGCACCAUAACUGCCCUAUCUGCUUUGAGUACAUCUUUGAUUCAACUAAAGACAUCACUGUCUUGCCAUGUGGACACACAAUACAUUUGGAUUGUCUCAAUCAGAUGAAGCAGCACUUGCAGUUUUCAUGCCCAGUGUGCUCAAGAUCAAUUUGUAACAUGUCCAAAGUGUGGGAAAUGCUCGAUCAGGAGAUUGCUUCAACGCCUAUGCCUGAAAUUUACCAAAACAAGAUGGUGUGGAUCUUGUGCAAUGAUUGUGGAUCAUCAUCCAAUGUAAAUUUCCACAUUGUGGCACACAAGUGUUUAAGCUGCAAAUCUUACAAUACCAAGCAGAUCCGUGGAGGUCCUGCUUCAUGCUCAUCAAGCAUUUCAGAGAUGGUUAGAUAAAGGCUGCAUUUGCAUGAUCAGACCUUCCCAUUAGGACUGUUCUAAAGAUGGGUUUGUCUUCCUUUGACAUGGAUGGAAAAGCCAUGAUGAGUGUAUUUGAAUGGGCAAAUAUGAAAACAGGGAGGAGAAAAUGAAAGUGUCCAUUCCUUCAACAUUGGCUAUUCUUUAUUUCACUUGUCGGGGAAGGGGGCAGAAUUUGUCUUCUCAAAAUGGUAAAUUAAUAUCACUACCGAGUCACCAGGAUAGCAUAUAUAGCUUACACCCAUUCUUAUGUCAUUGUGCGUGGUUUAAAAGUGUUCCCAUACUGAUCCAGAUAGUUCACAUGAGUUGCUUAUUAAAUUCUGGGAGGGCAAAAUCCAAGGGAAUAGAGGUAAAUUUAAUUUAUUUGGUUCACUAGAGUUCAUGCUUGGGCUCAAAGGAAAGGACUGAUGCAAAAGAAGAAACCAGAGGAGGCUAUAGAGCCAAACAACACAAAUGGCAGAGAACAUCCUAUAUGAUGUUGGUUAUCUCAUUUAUUUCGGGAAGAACCUGUGCAUAGUUUACAUUUUACCUUCCAAAUGCAUUCUUUCUUAACCUUCAUUUCUUAGUUCUCUAUGUUUGUGAAUGCUACUUCUAGCACCUCUUUUUUUUUUUGUAUCAGACAUGAACACAAGCUCAGCAUGGGAGUUUGACUUCUUUAUUAUCCUGUUUUCAACAAUGUUUGCAAGCCGUUGUUUACCCA
Messenger RNA from Nelumbo nucifera (sacred lotus), 1946 nucleotides. RefSeq names its product E3 ubiquitin-protein ligase RZFP34. The record is from RefSeq and is a predicted model, not a curated record. Gene Ontology annotation, cellular component: nucleus. NCBI's taxonomy places the organism in Eukaryota, Viridiplantae, Streptophyta, Magnoliopsida, Proteales, Nelumbonaceae. Gene Ontology annotation, biological process: ubiquitin-dependent protein catabolic process; protein ubiquitination. Gene Ontology annotation, molecular function: ubiquitin protein ligase activity; zinc ion binding.